Molecule: messenger RNA, 816 nt
Organism: Haliotis rubra (blacklip abalone)
Lineage: Eukaryota; Metazoa; Mollusca; Gastropoda; Lepetellida; Haliotidae
Exons: 4
Coding region: 41-751 (236 amino acids)
Source: RefSeq, a predicted model, not a curated record
GGAUUUCUGGCGUUGAACUUACAUAUUUCCAGGGAUAUAUAUGAAAUUCAAAAUGAUAUUUCCUCUUCUGUUAAUUCAUUUCGUGAAGUCGGCCAUUUCUGCAAAUCUGUGUUAUAACAUAGCUUUAACGGUUUCGUCGACGGAACACAAGCCGACGUCAUAUUUGUCAAUCAAGACAGUGAUAUCUGACCACCUGGCCGAUUGUGCGGCUACUUGUGGCGUUACCUGGACCUGUGCGUCUUUCUUCUACCAUCCACAAAACAGAACUUGUUGCCUGUACAGUGGGAGAAUUGCAGUGUUGAACUUGAGAGGAGAAUCAGGCUGGACUGGAUAUGACUUUCAAGGUCGACCAGUUCCGGAAGCAUAUGCCUCCUGUACCAACAACCCGGGAUACGAGAUUAACCAGGAGGCCCACCUCUGCUACAAGGUUCACACAGAACGGCAGAGAGGAUGGGAAGCUGAACAAGCGUGCCAGGAUGAAGGAGGCAUACUGAUCAUGCUCAACACUGAGGCACGAAAAACGGUUGUUGAGGGCAUCGUUGAAGCAGAUACAGGUAAUGAUGAGUAUUUCCUAGGCGCGGAAGAGACUGCUGAUGGAGAGUGGAGAUGGAUGGCAGAUAAUUCGAUAAUUCCAUGGGUUACCCUCACUGGCGAUGGAGGGAAUUGUUUAGAACUGGAGCCUGGCCGGGUAUAUGAUGACACAUCCUGUGACGAUCAGGAGCAGAAGUUCGUCUGUGAAAUAUUUGUGUAAAAACGAGGUUAAUUUGAGUGAGUGAGUAUGGUUUAACGCCGCUUUUAGCAAUAUCACGGCGGGGA